Messenger RNA from Trichoderma asperellum CBS 433.97, 2265 nucleotides. RefSeq lists its product as uncharacterized. The record is from RefSeq and is a predicted model, not a curated record. Gene Ontology annotation, molecular function: nucleic acid binding. NCBI's taxonomy places the organism in Eukaryota, Fungi, Ascomycota, Sordariomycetes, Hypocreales, Hypocreaceae.
CACCUCUUUACAAAGCCAUUAGAUUCAAAAGCAAGAUUAUAGCCAGCAUUAGGGUAGCAAAAUACAUGCCUAGAGCUGAGUAGCAACCAGCGGCGCGGAUUAACCCAAGUCCCUACUCCCGUCCUCUUGUCUCUAGACCCGCUAAAAUUUCCAAAGCUCCUUGUCGACUUUGCACCUUUCCAGGAUAUUUUUUUGUCGGGCGCUUAAUUGCGUCGCAACACGGUGAAAUUUUCGGAACGCGCUUGGAUAAAUUUGCAAAAAGCGGUGCAUAGUCCGAAUACGUCUUCGUGCAGCUCCCAAUGGGCGACUCCGACGAUUUCGUGCGCCUUCACAUCACGCCGUUUGACGCCGAACUGGUCAAGGUUGUGCUUCCUGCCUCAGUGCUCCCGGUCGCUCGUAACAUCUCCUACCACACGAUUGAAACAUUCCCGGAGAAGCGAUACGGAUUUGUCGAACUUCCCGAAGCGGAUGCGGAAAAGUUGAAAAAGAAGCUGAACGGAGCGACGCUGAAGGGGUGCAAGAUGCGGAUUGAGAAGGCCCGCCCUGAGGCGCGGAUAGAGCCGACCGGGGAAGAAGAGCAAGUCCCUGAGAAGAAAAGGAAAUCUUCUAAAGAAGGCAAAGAUGGUUCGAAGAAACGAAAGCGAGAGAUAGAUGUUUUGGAGGGCGUCGCGCUGCAUGACCGCCAGGUAAAGCGAGGAUGGACCGAGACACCGACAACGACCAAGAAGAAGGCAAGGAAGGACAAGGACAGCAAAGAUAAAGAGAAAAGUAAAGAGAAAGAGAAGAGAAAGCGACCAAAGUCCAAAUACACAGAGGGAGAGGAGUGCCUGCUGAAGACAAAGCUGCCGCCGAACACGAUGAAGAAUUUGGCUCCCGGAGAGUUGGAGCAUAAGAAGAGGAGCAAGAAGAAGGGUAGUUCACGAGAGGUCGUCAUCCAUGAGUUUGAGAAAACUACAAAAUUUCCCAGUUUUCUCAAAGCCUCUGUGGCAACGGACCGGAAAAAGGCUACUGAGUAUGUGGAAGGAAAGGGAUGGGUUGACGAAGAGGGUAACGUCGUGGAGGAGGUAAAGGAGAAGGAGAAACCAAAGGCACCGCAGCGGCAAAAGAAAGCUCCCAAACCCAAGCCAGAGCCCGAAGAGUCGGAAGAUGAUAGCACCAGCAGCAGUGGUACUUCAUCAGAAGGCACAUCAUCGGAAAACGAUUCUGAGGAAGAGUCUGAAGAAGAGUCUGGAAAGGAGGUAAAAGCUGGGGCAAAAGUGCAAGCUGAAGCAACUCCUAAAGUGACUCCCCCUGUUGCAAGCAAGGUUGACGGCGAGGAGAAGGACGAUGACAGCGAUACUUCAAGCGAUGAUUCAAGUGACGACUCAAGCGAGAGCGAAGACUCAGAUGAAGAGGAAGAGCAACCCUCAAAAGCAGCAGAGAAGGAAACACCCAAAUCUUCAUCAAAAGCCAGCGGAUCUAAAUCCGCCCCGGGAAGCACCAAGCCCUUGGCGAUUAAAAUUCCACCUCCCGAGACACCAACAAAUGUCGAGGUACAUCCCCUAGAGGCUCUGUAUAAGCGACCGAAACCCGACGGCAAUGGGCCCACAUCCGUUCCCAAAGACGAGCCCUUUAGUUUCUUCGGAGGCGGAGAGGAAGAUGAGGAAGAGCAGUCCUCCGAAGCCGCACCAGCCACCGCGCCCAUGACGCCUUUUACCCGCCAGGACUUUGAAUGGCGCCACACUCGAAGUGCUGCCCCAACUCCAGAUACGGCCCAUCCGUCACGUAUGCGCUUUUGGGGCGCUUCCCCUGAGAAAGACGUAGACAUGGGAGAAGGAGAUGCAGCUGAUGAACAGGAGGAGGAGGAAGAGGAGGAGGGAGAGGAAGAAGGCUACGGAGAAGGUGAAGAUGAUGAAAGCCCUGCAGGGGGAAAACAUUCUGCCACAACCGAUUUCCAGAAAUGGUUCUGGGAGAACAGAAGGGAUUUGAAUAAGUCGUGGAUGACUCGCAGGAAGACGGCGGCGAAGGAGAAAAGACAUCGGGAGAAUAAAGCAAGGGCGUCAAAGGCGGUGUAAAGCGCAAUUUUUCUCAUCAUACUGGCAUGAUACGGAGUACACCUAGUUAGUUUCGGUUUCAUUCAUAAAUUUCUGGUACAAACAAACUUUGAUGUAGUGUCUACUAGGAUAUAUUUGGUGACACCGUAUUCGUUUAUCUAAAUUUUGGCAAAGAUAUGUAACAUAGCCUCUUUCUUGAGAACGGAAGACAAAAGAGAAUAGAAGAAUAGAC